This is a messenger RNA of Erinaceus europaeus (western European hedgehog), 1977 nucleotides long. It is a transcript of the gene SRSF3, whose product is annotated as serine and arginine rich splicing factor 3. The record is from RefSeq and is a predicted model, not a curated record. Gene Ontology annotation, molecular function: RNA binding. Lineage: Eukaryota; Metazoa; Chordata; Mammalia; Eulipotyphla; Erinaceidae. The coding region runs from base 150 to 644 and encodes 164 amino acids. The transcript is spliced from 6 exons. Gene Ontology annotation, cellular component: nuclear speck. Gene Ontology annotation, biological process: mRNA splicing, via spliceosome.
AAAUUGGGCGAGGGGAAGGCGGUGAUCCGCCAUUUCGUGCACGCCGGGUUAGAGUUACUAGCUGCCUGCUUCUGUGGGAGUGGAGUGGCGAGUUCCAGUCGAGGGUGUGUGGAGUUUGAGCCUUCGUGUGUCUAACCCAAGAACUCGAAAUGCAUCGUGAUUCUUGUCCUUUGGACUGUAAAGUUUAUGUUGGUAAUCUUGGAAACAAUGGUAACAAGACUGAGCUGGAACGAGCUUUUGGUUACUAUGGACCACUCCGAAGUGUGUGGGUUGCUAGAAACCCUCCUGGCUUUGCUUUUGUUGAAUUUGAAGACCCCCGAGAUGCAGCUGAUGCUGUCCGAGAGCUAGAUGGGAGAACACUUUGUGGCUGCCGUGUGAGAGUGGAGCUGUCAAAUGGCGAAAAGAGAAGUAGAAAUCGAGGCCCACCUCCUUCUUGGGGUCGUCGCCCUAGAGAUGAUUAUCGGAGACGGAGUCCUCCACCUCGUCGCAGAUCUCCAAGGCGGAGAAGCUUCUCACGCAGCCGUAGCAGGUCCCUUUCUAGAGAUAGGAGAAGAGAGAGAUCACUGUCUCGGGAGAGAAAUCAUAAGCCGUCUCGAUCCUUCUCUAGGUCUCGCAGCCGAUCUAGAUCAAAUGAAAGGAAGUAGAAGACCAGUUAACAAGAAGAGUGUACAGGAAAUAACUUCGUUUGACAGGAGUAUGUACAGAAAAUUCAAGUUUUGUUUGAGACUUCAUAAGCUUGGUGCAUUUUUAAGAUGUUUUAGCUGUUCACAUUUGUUUGUCUCUUGGAACAGUGACACAUAAAGUUGUAAUUCUCUAUGGUUUGAAAUGGAUCAUAUGAGUCAUGUGAUAUCAAGAAUUGUUACUUUACAAUGUUCCCUUAAGCUUUGAACUUUAGUCUCAUAGACUGGUAUAAUAAACUUUGAAAUUCUGCCUAGUUAAAGUAUGUUUAUUAUGGAAACAACUGGCAAAAAUUGAGCCAAAAAAUGUCCCCCUUCCAAAACUGGGCCAUAGUGUGCAGCUGGAGUUAGAACACAAGCAGUGUUUAAACACUGCUGUGAACAUAGGCCAGUAGGUAAUAAAAGCUGCACUUCUUUUUUUUUUUUUAAGACUUCUUCAAGCUGGGUAAAAAAACACCCAGUUGGUAUACUGAUAUAUCUGAAUUUCAAGAAAGUUACUUUUGUUUUUAGGUCAUAAGUCCCUUAUGAUAUUGAUACAUAAUUAUUAACAUUUUUUGGGAAUCUAUUCAAAAUAAUCAGUUUAAGGGUACAUUGUAGAGCUGAAGUUGUUACUGUGCAAGAUUUUUUUUCAUGCUGUCAUUUGUAAUAUGUUUUGUGGGAAUCCUUGGGAUUAAAGUUUUGGUUACAAAUUGUUGUUUAAUUUGAAAGCCUGUUUUUCCUUGGAAAACUAAAUCUAUGAGCUUGGUACCAAGUCCAGGCGUAUAACAUUCCUGUUGGAAGCCAUACUUAUAUUUUCCUGUAAGAUGUUUUUGAAUAAAUAUUAGCAUAAUGUAUAAUAGUUGAACCCACAAUAUUACCAUAGUUCUUGUCCAACAUGGAAGGUGAUUGGUUAUAUAGAUCUAAUUUUAUAAAAAAAACACAAUGACUUUGAGGGGAAGGGGGGAAGUGUUGGCUAUCACCUAGGUGAUUAGCCUUAGCCAGUUUAGUAGAAGAAGCCAGUUCAAAGUCUCAGUGACCAACAUUUUGAAUUUUUAGCACCCUGGUACAUUGUAAUUCAAAGUUGCCCAUGAAAAAGGCUUUUAUCAUUAGCAUGAGAACUAUACACAUUUUAAAAUUGCUUCCAUUUUAUGAUUUGAGGUGUUGCAUGGGAAUUCUAAAUUGAUCCAUCAUGAUGUAAACUGUACUAUGGUUCAAAUGUAACAGCGCAGAAUUGAAGAGGCAUGUGUAACCUUCCUCUUAGAAACUCAGAGGAGUUGUAAUAUCAAGUUUGUGCAUUUAGAUUAAAUCAUAAUGCAACAGU